UUAAAAUCUUAUAACCCCUUAAAAGCCCAUGUUUACAAACUUUAUAAUAUUACACAAUUUCUUCCUUACCAAAUAAAAUGCGAGUGUGUUUGAGUACAAAUUGUGUACCUUAUACUUUUGUAAACCAACUCAACUGGAAAUUUAUUUUAUGAAUUUAGUCGGUUUACAGAAAGAAGUUAUAAUAUUGGGGCUUACUUAAGUUUAUACGCAGACCGGUCCGUCUAGCGUCUACCAAAUUUUGUCAGUAAAGCCAAUCACAUGGCCGGUGCAGCACCAAUGGCUGCGAUACUUCGAACCGGAAAAUUUUUGCGACUUUUCUCCGGUGUCGCGCGUAAUUUAGCUGCCAGUACUGGUAAAAGUGAAGAGACAGGAUUAGUGCCAACUACUGGAUUAUGCUUUGACAACAAUUUUUUAAGUCAAGCCAACUUUUCAAUACAAAAUGUGCUGCCUUACUUGGGAGUUUCAGAUUCGGGACAUGCGGAAGAUAGGUUGUGUGGAACUGUGUUGGAUCAAGAACUCCAGACUGACAGAUCAGCUCUUGUAUCUUCCAUCUGGUUUAUGCUCCUGGAAAAGAAGCUUCCCAUCACCGUUGUCCACUUCAAUGCUCUGCUCCGGGUACACCUGGAGAACAAACACAGGUUCAAUCCGGACUCGAUCCUAGAGGAGAUGAAAACCCACCAGGUGGAGCCGGACAAGGAAACCUAUCAGUGCUUUAUCUCCUCCUACUGUCAGGAGGGAAAUAUAGACGGAGCUAGCCGGAUCCUGCAGACAAUGAAGCUCAAGGGGUUCAAGGUCAACGAGAACAUCUUCAACUCCCUCAUCAUCGGGCAUAGUGAGAACGGGGACAUGGCCAGGUCCCAGGGGAUUCUCAAGGUGAUGAGACAGUGGGGGUUAACUCCGUCCACUGAGACAUAUCUCACCCUAGCUUGUGCCUUCGCUAAGCAUGGAGAUAUCUCCUCCAUGGAGAAGAUUAUCACCGAGUGCGGUAACCAGGGACUCGGAGGAUUCAAGGACGGAGAUUAUCUUGAACUCCUGUUUGUUCUGUGUGAGAAUAAGCACCAGGAUCAGGUUGGGUGUAUGCUGAUGAACCUGCACCCGGAGUCAGAGGAGUUUGGAUACCUCUCAAGUCAUAUGGUGGUCAGAUUGGUGAAUGCAGGGCACGAUGAUGUUGCAUACAACCUUGUACAGUUUACUGUAGAGAAUAGUGUGGAGGAGUCAGGACGGAUGAUAAGUUCCGAGUUCUUGAAUCAACUGGUGAGAACGAACACGUCGGUUUCAAAGUUACUCUGGUUCUUGAAGGAUAUGUCUGAACGAAAGAUACAGACCGGAGGACUUGAAACUCUGAUAGACCUGGCGAUAAAGAACAAGAACUCUGCACUAACUAUGAAACUAGCAGACAUUCUUGUGUCUGAUGGAGGCAAGAUUACUAAAAAGCAGUUUAAAAACAUGCUGACCUUAGCUCGCAAGAGUAGUGAUAAAGAUGCAUCCGAAAUUAUGUUAAGCUGUGUUAAAAUUGGCAGCGUUUCAAAACACAUGACCCCGGAAAUUUUAAAGAAGCAUGUAUUUUCACAAUUAGACACAUGGCCUGAACUAACCAUAGCCCAGCUAGAAGACUAUGGCUUAGAACGGGAUCAGACUGUUACCCCAAUGAUUGAAUACUUAAUCGGCCGUGGGGAGACAGAAUCGGCGGCUACUGUUGCCGGAAUAUUUUCCGAGCAUGUGGAUUCUAAACUGAAGUUCCUGACAAGCGCUACUUCUGGAGUGAGAUCGGUUUGUAACCAUUUCAGCGGAGAUGUUGCUCCUCUGGAGAUAGUUCCUGAGAAGAAAGAUGAGUUAGUUGUGUGUAUGGCUGAUCAACUCAUGACUGAUGAUAAGAUUGAAGAUCUUGAACUAAUGCUAGACACAAGGGAAAGUGUAAAGGAUAGAGAAGUUAUAUAUUUAAACCUUCUCAAGGUGUAUGCUAAACACCAGCUUAUUGACAAAGCGAUUAAUUUAUCCAGACGUCUCCGUGAGGAACAAAUCUGUGUUCCUCAGUUUUAUGAAAUCCUUGGCGAGCUUAUUGAGAGUCAGUACACCAAAGAAUCUGAACCACAACUUGACUCCCUCUCUGUUCCUCAACCCUAUCAUCCCUACUACAACCACAUGAUGCCUGUACCAACCCCUGUAGGACUCCAUUACCUAUCUGGAGGCGAAGCGUCCUAUCAGUACUACUACCCGGUCCAGGGAUUCUAUCCAGGUUUCUACCAAGUCCAACAGCCCGAGGUAUCUCCUACUCCUCCCUAUCCAACCCAUACUCCUGAUCCGAGUGUUACCUCGGAGUCACCAACUCUAAUGAGUGUUGGAGGAGAAAGCUAUUAUUCCUCUCCUGCUGAUCAAACCUUCCUACACAGACAAUUGAAAAGAGCUGUGAACCAUGGUGAAGCGGAGAAAGGAUUAUCUAUCUAUCAAACCCUUGAAAGAACCGGAAAGGUUGUGAAUGUUACUGAGACAAGUUCCUUAAUAGAACAGUUGGUCCGAGCAGAUCUAACUCAUGAAGCAACAGAAAUCACACAAUCUAUGCUCAUGAGAAACACCCAUCCUCUUCCAAAGAUAUUCAGGUUCCUUCUGAACAAGCUUGCUACUACAGGUGCUGUAGAGGACAUCAAUAAUAUAGGACAAUAUCUCUCAACCAAAAUCAAGAAGGACGUGUCUUAUGACAACAGACUGUGCAACGCUUAUCUGAGUGCAGGACGCGGAGCUGAGUUCCUGGACCUGCUGGUCUCCGACCUGGAUAUGGCCGUGAGGGCGGGUGACGAGGAGAUGAUGAAGAUGAUCCAGGACAGGUUCCCCCGGGGCGGAGCCAUGGGGCUCCUUGACAACCAUCCCGAGCUCCUCCCCAAGUUUACAAUCCUAGCCCAGGAGUUUGCCAACAUGGGGUAUGUUGCCCCCAUGAACGUGUUGUGGACUUAUCACUUCAUCAACAACAACAGCGAGGUGUCGGACAUCAUCUGGGAGAAGUACGUCAAGUCGAGUAACCAGAUCAUGUUCCAGAAGGUUUGCCAGGUUGCAAGAUCAACUGGAAACCUAAACCUGGCCUUUGGACUGGUCAAUAAACUAGCAGAUGCAGACCAGGUUACCCCCGGGGCUCGUGGAAUAGCCUACUCCUGUCUACUAGACUGUUUGUGUACUGCAGAACAACAUAAACAAGGGUGGAAUGUACUGCAGGACGCUUUGUCCCGUGGUGUUCAGCUUGAGGACGUGAAUAGGACAGCUUUGGUCCGUCUGAAGACAGGACUAGAGGGAGCAGGACAUAAGUUCCCAUAUCAGAUCCCUCCUAAAAACCCCCGUAGGGAGGAGAGAAGUCUCAGCCCCUCUGAUUGGAACGAGAUGUAAUUCCUAUUUCACAAUCCCCAUGGAUUAGAAUUGGGAAAUCGCAAAAUACAUUUUUCAAGUAGUAUAAAGAGAUGUAAUCCACAAUCCCGAGAAAAACAGGACAUAGAUGUAAUCCCUAUCAUAAUCAAGAGACUGAAUCCAUAUAAUCCAUAGAAUCUAUAAACGCGAUUCCAGAUUUUAAAAGUUUUCACAUUUUCGUGAUGAAUCUUAUUUUAUCACAUUAUUUUCUUCUGUAAACUAUUUGUUUUCAAAAAAUUUAUUUGUAAUUUUCUAUCUCGUCAUUUUUAAAAUUUUGGUUAAAAUUUUGAGUAUAUCCUAGUUGAAAUGUUUUGCGCUUAAAACGCAAAUUGUAAAUGUGUGCAAUUUUUUAUCAUUUUUAAUGAAAGUUGGGGGGGGGGGGGGGGAUUUGAGGAAAUUAGUCAGAAAAUAUCGUUAAUUUGCAACAAAUUGUUGCCUUAUGUGUAUGUAAAUGUAAAUAAAUAUUUCACAAUAAAUUUUUAAAAUGA
This is a messenger RNA of Eurytemora carolleeae, 3878 nucleotides long. RefSeq lists its product as uncharacterized. Gene Ontology annotation, molecular function: protein binding. NCBI's taxonomy places the organism in Eukaryota, Metazoa, Arthropoda, Copepoda, Calanoida, Temoridae. The record is from RefSeq and is a predicted model, not a curated record.